AUGAAAUUUGAAUAUGCACCAGAAGAAAUCCCUGAGAAGGUGAUUCGGGUUUUGCGGCAGUUUUCUCUGCAUUCGGACAGCGGCCAAAAAGAUGCCGGGAAGGUGUUCGAGAUGAUGGUGGAUAAGGUGAAGUAUGAUAUCGCUGCAAAUCAGCCAAUAACAAUGGUACUCCCGGCUUUCCCAUGGAAGAAUCCAAACCAGGAUAAGGUCAUCGCCGAUGGGAUUGAUUUAGGAGAAGAGUUGGGGCUCGCCAAGCUGAAUCACUUGUGCGAGGAAAUUGCCAAAGUAUACCCUUAUGGGGCACGAUUGAUCCUCAUCUGCGAUGGACCCGUGUAUAAUGAUUUGGUCGGCGUGUCUGACGAGGAAUCCUACGAAUAUGGGAUCCAGUUACGCCAAAUGGCCGAAAAGAAACGAUUUUCCUCCAUCCAUUUCACCCGUCUGAUGAAUCUGCUUGGGCUAGGGGACGGCGAGAAAGUCUCCAAAGCAGAUUACCUGCGUCUAAUGCCCACAUGCAGAGAGACAUUGAUGUCUUCUGCUUAUUUUGAUACCAAAUUCGACAUCGACCAUGAACUGAAGACGAAUCCCGAUACCAAAAUCACCUUUGACAGCUACUUCAGCCGUAUCUCGGAGGAUCUCAGAUGGUCCAAAGGGCUCGACCCUGUCAUCAAGGAGGACCAAGUGUUGUAUGCGGCCGAAGUGUCCAGGAUGGCGAAGACGAUGAUCAACAGGCUUAUCGUAAGUGGAUUGCGCAUGAUUCGUGUCCCAAACAGCCUCUGA
Penicillium olsonii is the source of this 777-nucleotide messenger RNA. NCBI's taxonomy places the organism in Eukaryota, Fungi, Ascomycota, Eurotiomycetes, Eurotiales, Aspergillaceae. The record is from the annotation of a GenBank genome assembly.